Molecule: messenger RNA, 528 nt
Organism: Striga asiatica
Lineage: Eukaryota; Viridiplantae; Streptophyta; Magnoliopsida; Lamiales; Orobanchaceae
Source: the annotation of a GenBank genome assembly
AUGGCGGAAGGCGUCCCGGCAGGCGUCGUGGACAAAAGAAGCGUACUGGUCGUCCUUCUCAGCUGCUCUCAUUAUCUCCGGCUGAGCCGCCAGAGGAAAACUCCGCAACCCGCCGUCGCCGCCGCCGCCGCCGGCGGGGCCGAUAUCCAAGUCGCUGUUCCUUGUGGCGUCACCGGCAGCUUCUCUAUGCCCCAUCUCAACCUAUCUCGAAUGGAGGAACAACCUCUCUCUCUCUCUCUCUCUCUCUCUCUCUCUCUCUCUCUUCCUCGCAAUAAAUUGGGGGCAAAUUCUGUUAGGGAUCCUACAAGCUUUUAUAUCCUCGCGCAAGUCAGGGAUAAGGCUCAUCAAAAAACGGUCACGCAAGUAUUCGCAUAUGCAAAUCUGGUGCAGUUUAAGCGCUUGGCAACACAUGUUCGACGGGGGCAUGGGAAGCUGGGGGUUGGGGUGCAUGCAAUAGAAGAGCUGGGUUUGACCGUUGCAGGUCACGGUCUUGGCUGCCGCCUCGUGGGCCAGAGCCGCCACGACUAG